GGAGGAUCUGUAUGUUGUUUGUCUUUUAAACAUAUUUUAAGACUACAAAAACCGUUCUUCCUAAUAAGCGUGAAUUUCGCGUUGUUCUGUUUGACCCGUGUGGGCUUCCUUACUGGUGAAGCGGUGCUGUCCGAUGUGUCAAAAUGGCAGAGCUAACAACACUCGAGAGUCUGCUGGAGAUGGGGUUUGAUCGAAACAGAGCAGAGAAGGCAGUGGCCAACACAGGGAACCAGGGAAUUGAGCAAGCCAUGGAUUGGCUAAUGGAACACGAAAAUGACCCAGACAUUGAUGAGCCCUAUGUGCCGCCAGUGGGGAACGUCCUGGGAGGAGAAGCACAGAGCCAGCCUAGCACAGCAGACAGCUCUGAAGGUCAGGAGGGGCAGGAAAGUUUUGAAGGAAUAGCAGGUGGAGACAUCGGCUACAUUGAGACCGAGGACGGCGUCAAACGGCCAAUGACAGAAGAGGAGAAAAAUGAGCAAGUCAAGAGGCUCGAGGAGCUGAUGCGGGUGAAGCAGGCGGAGAGAAGAGAGCGAGAGCGGGCAGAAGAGGUGGAGAGGGAGAAGCAGCGAAGGAAGCAGGGCCAGGAGCUGCAGCAGAUCCGCCAAAAACUGCAGGAUGAUGAAAUGAAAAAAAUCGCUGAGCAGCGUCAGAGGGAGAAGAUGGAAGACAAACUGGCAAGGCAAAGGGUUAAAGAGAAGAUAGCAAGAGACAGAGAAGAAAGAGCGCAAAAGUUUGGAGGUGGUGCACCCUCGAGCACCGCUGCAUCAUCCCAGAAUGCCCAGCCCAGUCCGUCUUCACCCACCAGUCAGGGCCCUCCACCCACUAAAAAGGAGUAUGAUGAAUCCAGGAUACAGGUCCGUCUGCUGGACGGCUCGACCAUCACAACAGUCUUCAAGGCCCAGGAGCCGCUGGCGGCAGUGCGCGUCUAUGUGCAGAUGAACGGCAACACGCCCGAGGGUCAGGACUUCACGCUGCUGUCACCUUACCCCCGUCACGUCUACACUGAACUGGAUAUGGAGAAGCCCCUCAAAGAGCUGGGUUUGGUGCCUUCAGCUGUGCUGGUUGUUGCCAAAAAGUAAGAACAGGAGGAUCUGCUCUGUGAGCCUACCUCACCACUUCCAUUACAUCGACACCAGAGAUACCACAACAUGGACUGAUCCACAAACAGAGCUGCGGUCUUUUUAAUUUCACCCAACAAGCCAGAUAACUUAACAAAAGCACAGAUGUGUAAUUCCUCUCAAAGUGAUGAUAUGGAGGAAAAUGGUUCGACUAUCAAAAAGAAAAAGGCUUGAUUGAAUCCAUCCUCUUCUGCGCUGGUUUCACAGGCUGUGGGGUUGGUGUGUGCAGUGAGCCUGAUAGUGAAGAUAGCUGGCUUCUGACAGAUACUGCUUCAAGGAGCACCACUCAUAGUUUCAACACAUUAAAGGAAAAAAAAAAA
Molecule: messenger RNA, 1438 nt
Organism: Oreochromis niloticus (Nile tilapia)
Lineage: Eukaryota; Metazoa; Chordata; Actinopteri; Cichliformes; Cichlidae
Gene: ubxn1
Product: UBX domain protein 1
Exons: 10
Coding region: 144-1079 (311 amino acids)
Biological process (GO): negative regulation of protein ubiquitination; negative regulation of proteasomal ubiquitin-dependent protein catabolic process; negative regulation of protein K48-linked deubiquitination
Cellular component (GO): cytoplasm; nucleus
Molecular function (GO): K48-linked polyubiquitin modification-dependent protein binding
Source: RefSeq, a predicted model, not a curated record